Molecule: messenger RNA, 3242 nt
Organism: Nomia melanderi (Alkali bee)
Lineage: Eukaryota; Metazoa; Arthropoda; Insecta; Hymenoptera; Halictidae
Source: RefSeq, a predicted model, not a curated record
AACAUUUCUAUAAAUAAUGCUACAUAAUACAGUGACGUUCAGCUAGGUGAACGUGGAAUAGUAAUAAUGCAAUUCGAUCGAAUGAUUUAAUGUUACAUCUAUUCCAUUCUGUGUAUUUCCCUCUGUGAAGUCGUGCGGCGUUCAAUGUGUUAACGUAACGAAAUUGAUAACAGAUUAAUGAUUCUUUGCUACAGAAGAAUAACUCUACGAAAAAACGGCCAAGAUCUUCGUGGCGCUUAACGUGUUAAUGUUUCAGAGUGUAAUCGACUCGGUUUCCUGAAACGAUCGUUGACAUUACGAAAUGAACGUUUGCUCGUUCCAGAGGAAAUGUCGGGAAUUGAAGGUGACGGUGGAAACGGAGGGAAAUUCGGGGAGUACGCAAAGAUUCUGCGUCUCGUUUUCGAAAGAUGGAUAUCGAUCCGCGGACAGCUUCGCGACGAGAAGUUGAACGAAGAAGCGGAGGAAUUGAUUUUGCCGAGUAACGAAGAUUGGCGGCAACGCGUUUACUACGGAUUAGUCGAGUUACAGAGGGAAUGCGAUGCGGAGGUAGCGACGAAUAGGGUUGGCGAGGUUGCACCGACAAUGGAAUUUGAGAAGAAUAAGGAGAUAGACGAGGAGAAGGAAGAGGAGGGAGAGAAGAAGAGGAACAUAGAAAAAGAGACAGGAAGAGAGGAAGAGACCGAGAAGAAAUGGAAAGCAGCGGACAAGUCCCGCGACUCGGAAUGGGAUCCGCAAGUGCAUGGAUCGUUGGUACCAAAGACGAAGGAAAGUGGUAGCAUCGACGAAUCGAAAGGAUCGGAGACGAGUGUCGGUCGAGUCUCCGGUUCGAUGACGGAAGCUUGCGUGAAACCGGGAUGGCGCGUGAACGAUAUCAUUUCAGCCGCGAAGGUUCUUCAAGGAGAUUCGACGUCCCUCGUGUAUUCCGACGAAGCAGAGAUGCGUCGAGUGUUCGGACUCGUUUACGAUGUGCUUAGGUACAAGAAGAUUUUCAUUCGUUCCCUGGAGGAGGUGGGAUUUUGGCAGCGUAACGGCGCGCUGAAAAAUCGACGGAAGAUCGUCUGGUUGUUACUGUACGACAUGCAAGGGAGGAAAUUCUCGAGACGCGGCGAGAUCGCCGCCGUCGAGGAACGCGAAAGAGUUUUUCAGACCGCCGGAUUGAUGGACAUCGAAGCAGCCCUGUUGGAGUCGAAAACUCAUCUCGCCGCGAGCAUCUCACGACUGCGUAUUCGUGGAUCGGCACUUACCCUCGGCGAGCUGCUGCCGGCGCGUUUGCGGGUCAUCGAAGGCGUCGCUUGGGGUGGAAAGUUGGAGACCGCAGCGUUCGCUUCCGGAUGGGUAAACUCGAAUAAGUUUGCGAACAAGCAACGGUUCCUGGAAGAGAUGUCCACGCUGAAUCUGGUCCUCUGCGAAGACGGAGACGUAACGGAGAUGAGCGAUACCGGUUUCGCGUUCCAUUCGAUUUGCCCGAAGGUUGUCGAAUUGCACGAGGAACUGCGCGAAACCUUGGCCCGUUCCACCCUAGUGCGUGAUCAUCGUUUCGUCUUUCUGGAAAAAUCGCUAUGCUUCGGUGCAGCGGCUGUCGCGCGAGCCAUGCGCGUUGGUCGUUUCUGCGGCCCGGUAGUAUUGACGCACGCCCUUGCGCCUCGACAUACCGGUUACCUGGCGGAACUACUCCGAGACAUCGAGGAUGCCGGUCGGCUGUUGGCUUUCGGCGCUGGUGAACGUCGCCGCGAGUACGAGUCGUAUUUGAACGAGCUCGGCGUUACCUCGCAGCGAUGUCGCGUAUUCUCGGAGAAGUACGUCUCACCUCCAGCGACGUCCGAAUUGGAGAGAGCCACCGUGGUCUUGGCGAUUCCGCCGUGCAGUUACACCGGUGUCAGAGACAUCGUCGAUCUCGCCGUGGCUCGUGGCGGAGACACGGAUCUACUCGAGUCGCUGACGGACGCUUACACCGCGGACGACGGCGACGGCGAUGCUCGCGAGUCCGAUCGGUCGCGAUCUCCGCACCUGGCCGAUCAAAUGUCCACUCUAAAGCACGCGUUGACCAGGCCGAACGUUCAAUUCGUUAUAUACGAGGCGCACACGAUCUUACCCUCGGAAACGACGGAGAUGAUCCGGAGGGUAGUCGAUUACGCGAAUCGAAUGGCCGUGGCGAGACACGUUCGCGAUCAAUCGGUAAGGCGUUCGUUUCUUCCAUUCCUCCGCGUUCCCCUGCGUUCUCGCGCGGUUCGUUUUCCCCCGAUACAACGAAUACACUUAACCCUUUUAUACACGAUAUUAAGGUGCCUAUCGGCUGAACGGACAGUUCAGCGUGGGUCGUGCAUGCCGGCACGGAGCGUGUUAAUGCUUAUUUGGUUCAAUUAUUUUUUCGCUUGCUUUCAGUCGAAGAAGAAACCACCGAAGGAAGCUGGAGAAUCUCGUGAGUCGGAGAAACUGGAGCAAGCGAAGGAACCGAGAGGCGAUGAGGAUCGAGCGGCAGUGACCGUAUCCGCGAACUUUGCCGUUCCGGACAGCGACCUCUUCGAGGUGGGCACGAUCGACGAUAUUUACGGGGAGAACGUUAGCCGCGCGUUGGAUCCUGGAUGCUUUCUCGCUGUGAUAAGGAGAAAGGAGAUGAUGCAGUUCGAUUCGUUGUUCAUGAUCAAAGUGGCCGAGUCGAAAGGAUUGUUCGGCGAUCCGAACGAACGCCGAGAAAGAAAGCGCGAAUCGGUCCCGGUCGACCGGCCAGCCAGACCGCCAUCUUUGCCCAGUCCUCGCAAACGGACCAAACGAUUCGAGAAGAUCGAGCUGGAACGACUGAUGGCGCACACGCACUGUUCCUUGACGAGAACCUUGAACGAACAUCCGGUCUGUUCCCGGCAGGAGCGAGCGCGGCGAGCCUCGAAGGAGAGGAACGAGUCGCGGGUACGCGAAAUGGGGGAUAUCGAUAAGCACGGUUAUCGUCGUCGUCGCAGGAAAUACGCGGCCACGCUCGUGAACGUGUCUUUCGACGGCGUUCUCGCGUGCGAAUCGACGAACGCUUGAUAGGUUUCUCGCGUACGCUCGCAGGAAUUAAAGGGGUUCAGGCGCGAUGAGAACUCGCGUAACCAGGCUCGAGGGAACGCAAACCGGCGGAGCAUACGCGUUUGCAGCCAGACCUUUUCCUUUUCUUCGUACAACAAGGGAGAAACGGACGAAAGGAAAAACGGGAAGGCAAGUACUCGGAAAAACCGCGAAUCGAGAACGAUUCACGCUAUCAUGGU